AUGUUCUAGCCAUUGCCUAAAAAUAUUUCUCAAUUAUCAGCAAGAGGACAGAUGGAGAGGCGGCGACCACCGUUUCUCAGAGGCCCUAGUAGAACGAGAGAGAAGAUAGAGAGAGGCAUAGGCAGUAAAAUGGAUUCUACAGGAAGUACACUAAGUGGAACUGGAGAUUGUUUAAGUGAAGAAGAUCUUUCACCAGAUGCAUUGGUUAGACAAAACUAUGAAUUACGUCAUCGUCUUGAAGAAGAGGCAGCUAAUUACAAAAGACGUUUGGAUACAUAUAGACAAGCACAACAACAUCAGGCUGCUCUUGUUUCACGUUUACAAGCCAAAGUAUUGCAAUAUAAACAAAAAUGUUCAGAAUUGGAAAAUCAAAUGGCAGAAUCUAUAGUAUAUGAUUCUAAUAAAGUUGUAAGUUCUGCACCUCCAACAACUUCUGUUUUAGAUGCAGCUCAUCAAACACUAAGAGAAAUACGUGAAGAACAAAUAUAUGAUUUAGAUACUGCUCUAAAAAAGUUAAGUGAAGAACGUAAAAGAUGUGAAAAACUGCUGCAAUUAAAUACAACAUUAAAAGAUCAAUUAGAAGAAUCUCAUCAAACAAAUGAAGCACUUACAAAUGAUCUACAAAAAUUAAGUAAUGAUUGGGAUAUUUUAAGAGAAGAAUUAGCUAUCAAAGAAGAAGAAUGGAGGGAAGAAGAGCAAGCUUUUAAUGAUUAUUAUACUUCAGAACAUAAUAGAUUAUUAAUUCUUUGGCGUGAUGUUGUUUCUGUAAAACGAUUAUUUGCAGAGAUAAAAUCUAGUACAGAAAGGGAUCUUUUAAAAAUGAAAAAUAAUAUUAUUUCUACUUUUAAUAAUGUUUCGUCAGCUUGUAAUAAUACAGGCUUUGCUAUGAGAAUGCAAGCAGCUAUGCAUCCAAUGGUAUCUCAACAAGUUCAACAGGUACAGGAACAGGUAACAACUGAUUUAAAAAUGGAAUUAAUAACACUCAAACAACAGUAUGAUGUAGCUCAAAAUGAAAUUCGUAUAAAGGAAGAAAAAAUCAAUCAACUUAUUCGUGAUGUUCACAGUUUGGAAGAAAGAUGUGGAGAAGCAGAAACGGAAAUUCAUCGCAAUACACGUUUACAAGAUGAUAUAGAAAUUUUACAAUCUGCAUUGAGAGAUAUAGCACAUGCUGUAAUUCAAGAUGCAGAAAGCCGCGAGAUUGAAUCUACUCAAGCACCUCCUCAUCUUCAUUUAUCACCUACUGGACCAAUUCCUCAAAAAUCACCGAAAAGAGGUACAAGAAGUAACACCAUUCCAGCCUUUGCUGAAAGUACUAUUAGUGCUGUACAAGCAGCUCUCCAUAAAUAUCAGUUGACUAUACAUGAACUUCAGGUGAAAUUGCAAACUAACAAAGAACAAUUACAAAAUACUCGUAAACAAUGCGAAAAUGCAGAAGAGAAUGUUAAAACUUUAGAGAAAAAAGCAGAAGAAUUGAUUAUUGAAUUAGAUGCAGUUCGAUUACACUGUUCACAACUUAAUCAAGAGAAAGAUAUGCUACAAAAAGGACUUGAUACUAUAAGAAUAGAAAAAAAUUCUCUUGAAAAAAGCAGAAUAGAACUUAAUAAUAUGAUGGAGAAUUUAAGCAAUGAUUGCGAAAAAUUGCAAAAAGCUAACAAUAAAUUACAAAAAAUUUGCGACAAUCUGGAAGAUGAAAAAUUAUAUCUUCAAAGUGAACUCAAUAGAUUAUCUAAAGACGUAGAAUUAAGGGAAUUAAAUUUGCGUUCAGAAGAAGAUAGAUGCAGUAAAAUGAGAGAGGAAUUAUUAACUUUACGUGAAGAAUUGAAUAAAACAUAUCUCACUAAAGAUAUGUUAGAACAACAAAAGUUAGAAACAGAUGGAUUAAUUUCACAAAUUGAAAAAUCCAAAGGUGAUUUAGAAUUAGAGUUGGAACGUGUAUUAUUAGAAAAAUCAGAUGUGCAAGAAGUUUUAAUGAAAUUAGAAACAGUUUGCAGCAAUCAUGAACAAGAAAAACAACGAUUACAAGAAGAAUUAAAAAAGGUAACAGAAGAAAAAAACAAGUUAGCAAAUCAAUGUACAGAUCAACAAGGUGAUCUUGGUUCCUUAAGAAAAGAAUUACUUCAAGCAGAACAAACUAGACUUGAUUUAGAAUCAGAGAAAGUAACUUUGAAUGAAAAAGUGAAAUUUCUGGAGAUCGAAAAGGAAAAGAUUGAAAUAGAAUUGGCACAAGUUACGCGCGAACGUGGAGAUUUCAAUAAUCAAUUAUCAGUUUUAGCACGAAAGAAAGAAACAUUAAACGAAGAAUUGAUGAGACUUAGACAAAGAUUAGAACAGGCAAACGAAAUGAAUGGAAGAAUAAAUCGAAAUUUAGAAGAUCUUGUAAAAGAUAAUGAAGAAAAACAAGUUCUCUUAGAAACUAAUGAAAAGGAAGUACAACGAUUACAAGAGCAGUUUGCUUCAAUGCGUAGUGAAAAAGAAACAUUAGAAGGUGUUUUAUUUGAUACACAAACUAGUCUAGAAAAUAUGCAUGUGAAAAAGACUCAAUUAGAAAAAGAACAGAAAGAACUUUUAAUAAAACAAGAAAGCUUAAAAGGACAAGUAGAAAGAUUAAUGAAAGAUCUGGAAAAUAGUGAGAAACGAAUUCAUGAAAUAAAGCAAACUUUAACGCAACAAAGUGGCGAUCAAGAAGCCGAAUUUCAACAAAUUAUUUCUAACGUGAAAAAACAUAGUGAAGAAAACAUAAAAAAAUUAAAUGAAGAAAAAGAACAAAUAAAGAUAAAUUUGGAGAAACGACUUCAACAAUCUCUUUUGCAAGUUACUGGAGAAAAAGAUAAUGAAAUAAAUCAAUUGCAGCAAAGAAUAGAUGAAAUGCAACAACAUAUAGAAAAUUUGUGUCAGCAACAUGAAGAAGUUCUUCUUAGAGCAGAAAAUGAUAAACAGCAAGCUCUUCUUAUAGCUCAUCAUGAUCAGCAAGCAUUAAUGGAAAAACUCGAAACUGUUUUGCAUGAAAUGGAAGAAGAGAAAAAUAAUGUAGAACGAAUCAAACGAGAAGCUGCAGUAAAAACUGAACAAGAGCGUAACAAUACAAAUCAAUUACGUGAUGAAUUAAAUCGUCUUAAAACAAAAUUGGAUGAAACGAGAUUAAAAACUGAUGAAGAAAAAAUAAAACUCGAUCUAAAGAUAGAAGAACUCUGGAAAGAACGUGAAUUAGCACAAAGAGAAUCCGAAGAAUUGCAAGUUCAAUUACAUAUGACAGAAGAUAAAGUUGAUAGUUUGCAAAAUCAACUGCAUGAAACUAUUAGAAAACUUAAGAUAGCCGAAAAUCUUAAUGAAACGUUACGCAAAGAAUUAGUAGACAUUAGAAGACAAUUAGGUGAUUGUACAUAUGAAAAAGAAAAAUAUAAUAGUAGCAAUAAAGAAUUACGUGAGCAUGUAAAACGCAUUGAAAGCGAAAAAAGAGAACAAAAUAGAAUAUUAGAAGAAUCAUAUCAAAAAAUUUCAGCACUGGAAGAUAUGAAAAUAAAUGUAGAUGCAGAGAGAUCUCGUCUUCAAGCACAAAUUCGUGAUAUGGAGAAAGAAAUGUUGCAAUUACAAAAACAACUUCAUUUUACUCAGGAUGAAUUACAAAAAUCACAUCAAAGUAACGCUCAAGCACAAAAUGAUGAAAAAGAAUUACAAGCUCGAUUAACUAAUGAAACAGAAGAAAGAGAACGUUUACAAUUGCAGUUACAUCAAGUAAAAAACAGGUAAAAUAUUGAAAUAUUUUAAUUAAAAUGAUAUUUUCCUUCAUGCUUAUUUUUCGAACAGUUAAUGGAUGUUGACAAUAGUCUAAAAGUAACAAGACAAGAACUUGGAAGAUUGCGAUCACGUGCAGAUGAAGAGAAUGAGCGGUGGAGAGUUAGAGAACAAGAACUAGUAGUUCGUCUUGAGGAUAGUCGAUGUCGUGAAAGAAAACUCGAGGACCAAAAACAUAACUUAGAAGUUUGUUUAGCUGAUGUCCAACAAAUUCAAGAACUAAAGGCACGUCUUGGAGGUUCCGAAGGACGAGUUCGAGCUUUAGAUGCGCAAUUAUCGCAAUUAGAAAUAGCAAAAAAAGAAGUCGAACAAAAAUUAAGUAGCGUGGGAUCGACUUUACGUCGAAUUGCAGGUAUUCAAAUGGAUGGAAGUGUUAGUAUACCCUUUAAAUUAUUGAGUCCAUCGAGAAGGUGGAGUCCAGCAAGAGCUCAAGAUCAUAUUGAUUCUACUAGAGAUGUGAUUCUUGAUGUUGAUCCUGAGACUAUUAGAAAGGGUAUACGAUCUCUUAUGCAACAAGUAGCACAAAUCGAACGUGAAAGAGAUGACUAUAAAACUGAAUUGUGUAAUUUGAAAAAGCAAUUGGACGAAAAUCAAGAAAUUCAGAAUAGAUCUGAUAUACAAAUAAACACUUUAUUAACAAAUAUAAGAAUGCUUCAAGAUGAAAAGAAUUCGUUGGAGGUAAAAAUUUCUCAAAAACAAAGUGGCUAUGAAAUGCAGUUAAAUGCUUUACAACUAAAGUCAGAAGAAUGCGAGCAAUUACGCGAGAAGAUUAUCAAUCUUGAAUUAAUGAUUAGUAAUAAUUCUGAAGAAAAAAUACAAUUUGAGGAAAAGCUAGAUAAAUUAAAACAAAUUCUAAACAAAGUAGAAAAUGAAAAACGUAAUUUACAAGAGGAACUUAGUAAAAACGAAUCCCGUGCUACGAAAUUAGAAUUACAAAGAAUGUCAUUAGAAGGUGACCUUCAAAGAUUGCAAAUGAUGUUCCAAGAAAAAGAUGCAAAUAUUCAUAAACUACAAGAGCGAAAUGAUACACAAAAUCGAACAAUGACAACUUUAGAAGAACGUUGUACUUCGUUGAAAUCUAUGGUAGAACAAUUAAAUCUUGCAUUGGAAAAGGCAUCUACUACAGAAAACGAAUUAAAGAAUGAAAUUAAUUCAAUGCAGCAUAACGUUAUGGAAUUAACAACUAAUUUGCAGACUUCUAAUGAAAAGAACAAACAGUUACAAAAACAAAUUUCAAAUGCUGAAAAUGAACGUAGAAUCUUAUCUGAACGUAUAGAAUCAAUGCAACAAUCUUUAAAUGAUCUCAAACAUACAAAUCAAACAUUAACAGAUCAAAUUACACGUCUUCAAAAUGAAUUAGCAAAUAAUGAAGUACAACGUUGUGCCUUAGAAUCUCAAUUAAGAAUAGUUGCCUAUCCAACACAAGAAGAAAAUACAAACAAGGAUGAAGAAUUAUUACGACAGUUACAAAUAGCACAAAGAGAGAGAAGUGAAAUGAGAGGAAAAAUAGAAGCUCUUAAUGAUAAGAUGAAAUUAUUGGAAGCUGAUAAACGUAAUUUAGAACGACAACUAUCAUUAUUUAAAUCAACUAAUCGUAGCAAAAGUUAUGAACGUUGUGAGAAAGCACAUACAGAACUAUUAGGUACAAGUUUCGAUAUAGAUCAUUAUGAACAAGAAAAUAGAGAAUUAAGAUUGAAAGUUCGUAGAUUAGAAACACAACUUGCAGAAAAGGAAGCUGAAUUUAUAAGAUUGAAAUCAAGUUACACUCAUACACAUUCCAUAUUUGAUUUUAAUCGAGAUAGAACCGGCGAAAUUGAAAGACUUAGAGCAGCUCAACUGCAAGCUGAAAAAUUAUUAGAAGCAAGAGAACAAAGUCAUCGUCAACAAGUUUUGCGUUUGGAAAAUCAGAUACAACUGUUACGCGAGCAACUUAAUCAAGAAAUAAAACGUCGACAAUUAUAUGUUUUACGAAGUUCAAGAGCAGGUAGAGAAAUGCAACAAUUAAGACAAGCCUUAGGCGAUUCUUUAAGAACUGUAGCGCAAGAUCCAUCAUUAGACGCAGUAUUAUUAGAACAUGAAGCUCGAAAAUUGGAUUCUACUCUGACAAGUACUACCAGUUUACCGCCAUCAUUAGCUUUACCUCCGCCACCGUCUUAUGAUAGAUCUUCUACGCCAGCACAACUCAAAUGAGUUAUAAUAUGUUUCAGACUGAAUUAAAUGUGGUAACUGCCAAUGUAUGUUCAAUAAUACAAAAUAAGUAGUAUACAAUAGUUCUUCCAUAUAUGGGAACAUAAUUUAACUUUAAUCACGUAUUUGAAAUUCAUUAUAAUAAGUUAUUUCAAGACCACUAAUUGAUAUAAUAUUUUAAUAAUGAGUAGCAUUUUAGUAUUUUGCAACUUUUACAUACAAAUUUUUCAUACAAAUUUGAACUGAUUAUUUAGAAACUUAUUCCACAUUUUAAAUUGUAAUGUAUAUUUAUUAUAAUUCUUAUAAUAUUUAUUAUAAUAUUUAAUAAUAUUCUAGACUUCUCCAAAUUAUUCUGAUCUCAGAAUAAUUUUGUUAUCUUUUUUCUUUCAUUUUUAUAUGUUAUAUAGUAUUAUCAUGCUUUACAAAAUUUUAAUAUAAUAAAAAUGAAAGUUCGUGAUAGAAAAUCAUUCCUAAUCUGUCCAUAAAUUACAAUAAUUUUAGCUUUGAUUGUAAUUUAUAUGUAUAUUUAUUAAUAAGUUAUACAUUAAUUUAUUAUAAUAUUAUAUUAUAUUAUUAUUUCAAGAAUAUAUAUUUGGAUUAUAUCAAAUAUAUUUAUGAUAAGUAUAAUGGAAAGCACUUUCAAAGUAUAAUGAUAAAAAUAAUGCUAUCUUUAGUCUCGUCUCGAGACCAAAGAGAAUCACCAAACAAAAGCAUUGUAGAGAUAUGCUUCUGAUGAUUUCAUAGAUAUUGAAAUUUAACACAACAUAGAAUGUAGACAAUGUUGUUAUAAAAAAUAUUAAAAAUAACAUGCAUAGUUGGCAAAAUGGAUUGUGUCUAUUCUUUAUUGAUAAGAAUAUAGACAACUAAUCCAACCAAAAUAUUUAGCAAUUGAACUGUUGUGCUU
Apis florea (little honeybee) is the source of this 6883-nucleotide messenger RNA. RefSeq names its product ciliary rootlet coiled-coil, rootletin (gene Root). The record is from RefSeq and is a predicted model, not a curated record. Lineage: Eukaryota; Metazoa; Arthropoda; Insecta; Hymenoptera; Apidae.